This is a messenger RNA of Perkinsus marinus ATCC 50983, 633 nucleotides long. RefSeq lists its product as hypothetical. Gene Ontology annotation, molecular function: protein binding. The record is from RefSeq and is a predicted model, not a curated record. NCBI's taxonomy places the organism in Eukaryota, Perkinsozoa, Perkinsida, Perkinsidae. The coding region runs from base 1 to 633 and encodes 210 amino acids. The transcript is spliced from 2 exons.
AUGGGGAGUGUGAAAUUCAACCCUGCUGUUGCUGGUUUUGUUGCGGCUUACUUCACGUGGGGCCGACACAGAUCGGCGAUCAGCUAUCAAGUGACUUUGUAUCUGUUGUCGAGGAUCACUGUUGCGAGCCCUCUCGAUGCCAAGCAUUCGUGCGUUCUCAAGGCCAUGGGCUUUCGUGUUGUGGACCACCAAGACUGUGGUCGAGUGCUCAUUGCCUCGAGGUCGUUUGAGGACGGUGAGUGUAUAAUAUUCUCGAAAGUUACCAAGUACAACAUCAACAGCCAUGCUGACAUCGACAAGCUCCGCAAGCGAGGCCAUCCAGAGCACUGCUUCCUCACGAUCAUCCACGAGAGCCGUGGCGGUAUGUCCUUGUACUACAACAGGGAGACCUUCGACAUGGCAGACCCGAUCGGCGGGGGUGACCUCUGGUACUUGGUGAACCACUCGACUAGUCCGAAUGCCCAGCUUAGACCCCACGACGGCGGUCUGCGAGUUCGAGCCGUGAGGGACAUCUCCCCUGGUGAGCCCAUCACCUGGCGGUACCCCAACGGCUUCUUCAGUGAGGAGGAUGUGAUGGUGUCCCUCCCGCGAGCCGUCAAUGUGAUUGACGACCCGAGAGCAUCCGGGGGAUGA